CACACAAAUAGAUAUAAGAGAGAUUGGUACUAUGGAAGUAGUUCAAGUACUUCGCAUGAAUGGAGGCCUCGGAGAAACCAGUUAUGCCAACAACUCUCUAGUUCAGAGAAAAGUGAUUUCGAUGACCAAGCCUAUAACAGAGGAAGCAAUAACGCAAGUUUACCGCAGCGUCGACGCGAUCGCGAACCGCUUCUGCAUAGCAGAGCUGGGCUGUUCGUCCGGGCCGAACACUUUGGUGGUGGCGGCGGAGCUCAUCAGCACUGUUCACCAGUUGAGCCGAAGCCACGGCCGUCAGCUUCCGGAAUUCCAGAUACUGUUGAACGAUCUCCCGGGGAACGAUUUCAAUUCCAUUUUCCACUCCUUGCUGCCGCAGUUCCGGGCGGAGCUCAACCAACAAAUGGGAUCUAAAUCGGCUCCUUGCUUCGUCUAUGGUGUUCCGGGCUCAUUUUACGGCCGCCUUUUCGCCGCAAACAGCCUCCAUUUUGUGCACUCUUCUUACAGCCUCAUGUGGCUCUCCAAGGUGCCUGAAGGGGUGGAGGAAUGGAACAAGGAGGAAAUAUACAUCGGAAGCAAAAGCAUGGCGCCGGCGAUAAACGCGUACUACAACCAAUUCCGGGUAGAUUUCGACACAUUCCUGAAAUGCCGGUCGGAGGAAGUUGUGGGAGGCGGAGCAAUGGUGCUUACUAUUCUUGGGCGGAAGAGCGAAAACGCGGCGAGCAAGGAAUGCUGCUAUAUUUGGGAACUCUUGGCUCUCUCUCUCAAGGAAAUGGUGUCGGAAGGAGCCAUCGAGGAAGAGAAGCUCCACUCAUUCAACAUCCCUCAAUACACUCCUUCCCCGGCUGAGGUGAAGAGGAGCGUGGAAGAAGAAGGCUCCUUCGCCAUCAGCCGCCUCGAGGCCACGGAGAUCAGAUGGGCCGAUUGCGGCAGUGGCGAAAGCGGGUACGAAUCGUACGAUGUGGCGAAAUGCAUGAGAUCGGUGGCGGAGCCGUUGCUGGUGGAGCAUUUUGGGGAGUCGAUAAUCGAUGAGUUGUUCGUAAAGUAUCAGAGAAUCCUCACCGAUCGAAUGUCCAAGGAAGAGACCAAGUUCGUCAACGUCACUGUUUCUCUGAUCCGAAGAUAGAGGAUGAUGAUUCCUCCAUCGUUUCAGUGCAAAUUGAUUAUGUGAUUAAUGUGCUUAUUAUGUGUGGGUAAGGUGUGAUAUACUAGUAUAAAAUUAAAGUCACCUUUUAAAAAGGUUUCAAUAAUGAUGUGUAAAAUUUUGUUUGUACUAUGUAAAUUUAUCUCUUAUGAUGUCGAAUACUUAAUAUUUUUUUGUUAA
Molecule: messenger RNA, 1318 nt
Organism: Salvia hispanica
Lineage: Eukaryota; Viridiplantae; Streptophyta; Magnoliopsida; Lamiales; Lamiaceae
Product: S-adenosyl-methionine 4-1-methyl-2-pyrrolidinyl-3-oxobutanic acid methyltransferase-like
Molecular function (GO): methyltransferase activity
Source: RefSeq, a predicted model, not a curated record